Cryptomeria japonica (Japanese cedar) is the source of this 1573-nucleotide messenger RNA. RefSeq names its product probable N-acetyl-gamma-glutamyl-phosphate reductase, chloroplastic. Bases 159 to 1364 code for a protein of 401 amino acids. The transcript is spliced from 14 exons. Gene Ontology annotation, molecular function: NAD binding; N-acetyl-gamma-glutamyl-phosphate reductase (NADP+) activity; protein dimerization activity. NCBI's taxonomy places the organism in Eukaryota, Viridiplantae, Streptophyta, Pinopsida, Cupressales, Cupressaceae. Gene Ontology annotation, biological process: L-arginine biosynthetic process. The record is from RefSeq and is a predicted model, not a curated record.
UGUGAAAACUAUUAUAUGCUCUGCCUGCUUAAAUCAGAUUUUACUAUAAAAUAACACACUAACUGAUUAAAUGCAAAUUGCAUAGUCGGAGUUGUUUUUAAAUUUUUUGUCGCAGUUCUGUACUUUACUGGUUGCCGCUUCCCCUCGCGAACAGAGUCAUGGAGACUGUUGCUGCAGCCAAAUCGGUCUCCUUGGCCUCGAAAGCCUUUUCCAAGGAUGGAGGAGGCAGGUGGAAGGGAAGAAGCGCAAGUAAAUGUAUCAGAGCUUCUGUAGCUUCGUCUCCGAGAAAGUUAGAAUUGGCGAGGCAUGGCGAAGACAAAGCGGGUGAAGUUGUACGUGUGGGGGUUCUCGGGGCCAGCGGCUACACUGGUUCAGAGAUUGUUCGCCUUCUUGCUACACAUCCAUACUUCUAUAUCACCUUAAUGACUGCUGACAGAAAGGCUGGGCAAUCUCUGGGGUCAGUGUUUCCACACUUGAUUAGUCAGAACCUGCCAGAUAUGAUUGCUGUAAAGGAUGCAGAUUUCUCAAAAGUUGAUGCCGUGUUCUGUUGUUUGCCACAUGGAACGACGCAGGAAAUAAUUGCUUCACUUCCAAAAACACUAAAGGUCGUAGAUCUUUCUGCGGACUUCCGUUUACGUGACAUCAAUCAAUAUGAAGAAUGGUAUAACCAACCUCACAGAGCACCAGAUUUACAGAAAGAAGCUGUUUAUGGGCUGACUGAGCUUCUUCGGGAAGAUAUAAGAAAUGCACGUUUAGUGGCAAAUCCUGGUUGUUAUCCUACUUCUGUCCAACUGCCGCUUGUUCCCCUGCUCAAGGCUGGGCUCAUACAAACAAAUAAUAUCAUUAUCGAUGCCAAAUCUGGCGUGAGUGGUGCAGGCCGUGGAGCAAAGGAGGCAAAUUUGUAUACUGAAAUUGCUGAAGGAGUCCAUGCAUAUGGUAUAACCAAGCACCGUCAUGUUCCUGAAAUUGAGCAAGGCCUAAGUGAUGCUUCUGCUUCCAAAGUUACCGUCAGCUUUACACCUCAUCUAAUGCCAAUGAGUCGGGGAAUGCAGUCUACCAUAUAUGUAGAAUUGGCAUCUGGUGUGACUAGAGAUGAUCUUUAUCAGCACUUGUCUAGUAUAUAUGAGGAUGAGGAAUUUGUUAUUUUGCUGCAAAAAGGUAUUGCACCUCAUACUAGGAAUGUUCGGGGUUCCAAUUAUUGCUUUAUAAAUGUAUUUGAAGAUCGCAUCCCAGGAAGAGCUAUUAUUAUUUCUGUGAUAGAUAAUCUUGUGAAGGGUGCAUCAGGUCAAGCACUGCAGAAUUUGAAUUUGAUGAUGGGAUAUUCUGAAAAUGCGGGACUUCUUCAUCAGCCUUUAUUUCCUUAGUCAUCUGUCAUAAAAUUCUAUGUCAAUUAUUAUUUAUUGUGUAAGCAUACUAAUGUAAGGAUUGUUUAGUCAACUCAAAUCAGGUCUGAAAUUGUGUAUGUGAGCUUGCAUUCCCCCUUCAGCCCGAGGGACUGAUUAUACUAGUUCACUUUUCAAUUGCAGCUGGUAAUAAAAAAUGAGAAUGCUCAUCUAGGAAGAGUUUGCAGUUA